AUGUCGUUGAAAGUGGUAUACCAUGUACCAAUUGCAGAUUGGACGAAGUCGAGUGCUGCGUUACAGAAGGAAAACCAUUCUCCAGCUGAGUCCAUCGAGGACCGAGAAGACCUUCCUCAAUUUCCUAUAUUCGACGAUAUUGAUGGCUUGCAAGAACUGUCUAUGCCUCUCAACACCUCGAGCUCUAGUACACGAGACAUCAAUCCUCUCGAGCAGGAGCUUAGUCAACACAAACCACAUAUGCUAUGUAAGUUGAUUCGAAUGGGGUUCGUGCGGAUGCUGACUUUGCAACAAGAUCAACAGCAGGCACAUCGUCUGACGCCCGAAGAACGCACCCGUCGGCUCUCAAUCCUUAGUACUAGAGGCAUCCCGAUGCAGCAACCAGCCAUGCUUACCUCACCCUUCUUCCCUUCCUUCAAGCUCCAAGACGGAGUCCACUUUCCAAAAUAUAUUCCAGCAAUUCCUCCUCGCAUUCUGUCAGAAGACAUUGAUUACCUGAGAAAGAAGGGAGCCUUUUUGAUUCCAGAGACAGGUCUCAGGAAUGAACUCCUGCGCUGCUAUGUGCAAUAUGUACAUCCAUAUCUUCCUGUGCUGGACCUGAGCGAAUUUCUGACCACGGUGGACCAAGAUGAUUGUUCAGCUACGAUCAGCCUGUUGCUGUUUCAGGCCGUUAUGUUUGCUGCUACGGCAUAUAUUGAUUUACGAUAUCUGACAGCGCAAGGAUACGACAGCAGGAAGGCAGCCCGCAAGGCCUUUUUCCAGCGAGUCAAGCUGUUAUACGAUUUCGACUACGAGAUUGACCGAGUGACGGUCGUGCAGUCUGUAUUGCUCAUGACAUAUUGGUAUGAAAGCCCAGAUGACCCGAAGGACGUCUGGCAUUGGUUGGGCGUGGCGAUCUCUCUCGCUCGAACGAUUGGCAUCAACUGCGAUACUUCGAGUACGCCUUUGUCUCUAGAGAAACAGAAAUUGUGGAAAAGGAUUUGGUGGUCUUGCUAUAUGCGAGAUCGUUUGGUCGCGAUCGGCAUGCGUCGCCCAAUCCGCAUCAAAGAUGACGAGGCCAAUGUGCCUAUGCUCGAGAUUUCAGACUUCGAGACAAAUACCCUACCACCUGAGCUGAAUCGUAUGAUUGGUGGUUGCUCUGUGAUGAGGGACGCCGCCAAGCGCGAAAUGCUGGCCCAGAUGUGCAUUGCCAUGGUCAAAUGCUGCCAAUGUAUUACAAAAGUCCUCUCUGUGCAAUACUCGAUGCUCGGUCAUCGAUUAGGAGCGACCCAAGAGACCACUAUGCGCCUUGUGCCUAAGAAGUCGGCAGCAAAUCCUUUAGAAGUCUUUGAAUGUGAUCGCGAUAUCGAGGAAUGGUACGAGAGUCUACCGAUAGAAUUGCGGUACUUCAAGAGUACACUUCCUCGAGAACAAAACGUUCGCAACGACGGCGAAGUCAUAAAUUUGCACAGAGCACUUCUGACUGGCGUCUACCUGACAACAACUAGCGCACUUCAUCGACCGCAAAUGAUGCCAGCUAUGCCGAACCUAGUAAUCGAACCUGAGCUGAAAGAGCUUUCGCAGCGGCGUGUCCGUGAAGCAGCAUGUGCCAUCACAGAUGUUUUCCAGGAUUUGUAUUCUCGAGACCUGAUCCGCUAUCUACCAAAUACCGGCGUGACAAUCCUGCUACCGGCGAUCAUUGUACACUUACUCGACAUCAAGUCGCCGGAUUCUGCAACUCGUCAACUCAGCGUUCGACGCUUUCAGUUCUGCAUGCAGGCGCUCCAGAAAUUACGGGAAAUGUAUGCCUCUGCUGAUUUCGCCUUCUCCUUUCUUGAUGCAGCUGUACGCAAUGCAGAUGUCCCUGUUGGGCCAGCGCAGGAGUCGAAGCAGAACUUCAGAGACAACCAGCAGCUCCGCAGCAUGUCGAUGAGCAGUUGUACGAAGCCAGGACGGUCGUUCACUGCGACUUUGACACCUCCACCUGAACUACCGACGAUGCAGCAAAUCAGAGCGAGAGCUUCAACCUCACCGUCAAGGUCGUCAGGCAUGUUUGGUAUUAACCCGCAAGCCAUGUCGCUGUCUAGAUCUCCAGGGACUGAUUUCACAGCGUUGACACCACCCAGCUCGGAUAAGAUGGUGCACAUGAAUGAGUCGGCAACAACUGGAGGUGCGGCGGUAAGCCUGCUAGACUUUAAUCAUAUGCAUCACAGUCCACCUAACAGUGUCCACGACGAACACAUGGGAAUCUCAAAUGGCGGCUACAUCGAGGCGGACAAGCUGGAGGAAUUAGAAAACUCUUUUCAACACGUUAUCGACGAAGUUAGAAUGGAAAACGAUUUUGAUCAGCUAAUCAACCUAGAAGGAGGAUCUGGCGGAGUCGACCAUCUAUUUACAGACAGCCUGAACGAGUCAGAUGAUAGUACCAGUAUCUGGGCCGGGUUGACCAUGUCAAUGAACGAGCCUAAAGCAUCGAAGUUAGCCAAGGACCUUCCACAACAGCGAAAGCUCGAGGAAACAUCUCUGAACCUCGAAAGCGUGGUGCAAGCGGCGCAGGACCUGGCAGGGAAGAGCUCAAGGCAAGAGCUUUGCGAAAAGCCAGUCUUUCUCGAGACCAUGGAAGAGGCCAUUGGAGUGGUUGGCUGA
Molecule: messenger RNA, 2625 nt
Organism: Lithohypha guttulata
Lineage: Eukaryota; Fungi; Ascomycota; Eurotiomycetes; Chaetothyriales; Trichomeriaceae
Exons: 2
Coding region: 1-2625 (874 amino acids)
Biological process (GO): DNA-templated transcription
Molecular function (GO): DNA binding; zinc ion binding
Source: RefSeq, a predicted model, not a curated record